This is a messenger RNA of Ambispora leptoticha, 378 nucleotides long. NCBI's taxonomy places the organism in Eukaryota, Fungi, Glomeromycota, Glomeromycetes, Archaeosporales, Ambisporaceae. The record is from the annotation of a GenBank genome assembly.
AUGCUUGCCAAAUUACCGUGGUCAACUCGUCAUUUCCUUAACUCAACAGUUACUUUAUUGAAAAAUUCACAGGAACAAUUAACAGCACCGUUAUCUUUGCAUGCGAGAACCAACACAGUUUUAGGAACACUAUGUAGAAGAGGUUUAUCAUGGCAGAAAAAGGAGAACUUAUGCUCAAAUAAUUCUAUUAGGUGCAGCGGUCUUAACAAAAGUCCCAGGAAUUCAUCGAAUAUUUGUGGGUUUAAUAAAUCCUUUGUGAACGUGUGGUUGCAAAGACAUUACAAUAUCAAUAAUAGCUGUAAGAGUGUGAGAGGUUUGGCGGCUUCUGUAGAUACAAGUAAAGAACUCGAGGCAAAUCCUAACUAUGUAAUUAGGUGA